UGUUAAAUAUAAAAGGCAUAAAGCAGGCUUUGUUUUGUAUUUUUGGGAAACCCAAAAACCAAAGGUUUCAGAUUCAGACAGACAUUUUCCCGCCUAUUUCCCGAUCAAUGGCUCCCAAAUCAGAUAGCGCCGAAGCAAUCGUGCUCAACUUCGUGAAUGAGCAAAACAGGCCGUUAAAUUCUCAAAAUGUGGCCGAUUCAUUGCAAAAGUUCAACCUCAAGAAGGCGGCCAUUCAGAAGGCACUGGAUAAUCUGGCUGAUAAUGGGCGGAUUUCGUUCAAAGAGUAUGGUAAGCAGAAGAUAUACCUUGCUCGCCAAGACCAAUUCAACAUUCCGAACAAUGACGAGCUUAAUCAGAUGAAAGAAGAAAAUGCAAAACUUCAGCAACAGCUCCAAGAACAAAAGAAAGCAAUCAGCGAGGUCGAGGGAGAGAUUAAAACUUUGCAAUCAAAUUUGACCCUGGAACAGAUACGCGACAAAGAUGCCAAACUGAGAAAGGAGGUUAAGGAGAUGGAGGAAAAACUGGAUAAAUUGCGUGGAGGAGUUACACUGGUGAGGCCAGAGGAUCGUAAGGCAGUUGAGGACAUGGUCUCGGAGAAACUUACUCAGUGGAGAAGGCGUAAAAGGAUGUUCAAAGAUCUAUGGGAUGCUAUUACUGAGAACUCACCCAAGGAUCUCAAGGAGUUUAAGGAGGAACUUGGAAUUGAAUAUGAUGAAGAUGUUGGUGUGAGUUUGCAGCCAUAUAGUGACCUGAUGCAGCGUGAUAAGAAGCGUCCAAGAGGCUACUGAUGUUUAUGAAGUGUUUAAUCCUCAGUCAAGGAUUUAAGCAUAUUAGAUAGUGUUCUCCUAGAGGUAAAUCUGUUGCAAAAGGAAAAUACAUGUGAAUUUUGAAUGCUUUUUAAGAUCUAGAAAUUGUCAUAGUUGUUACAUGUUGACUGUUUGUUUCACAAGGAUGCAUGAUAUGACAGUUUAUGUAAUUAAGAGGAGCACAGAAAUUAGUCACAAUUUUAAGCAUAAGACAACGUGUACUUACUGUUAUGUUUCAUUGAAGAAAAAUGAUCAAUUAUGAGCAA
Molecule: messenger RNA, 1072 nt
Organism: Quercus robur (English oak)
Lineage: Eukaryota; Viridiplantae; Streptophyta; Magnoliopsida; Fagales; Fagaceae
Product: homologous-pairing protein 2 homolog
Exons: 6
Coding region: 108-788 (226 amino acids)
Biological process (GO): meiotic joint molecule formation; homologous chromosome pairing at meiosis; meiotic strand invasion involved in reciprocal meiotic recombination
Cellular component (GO): condensed nuclear chromosome; DNA recombinase auxiliary factor complex
Molecular function (GO): double-stranded DNA binding; recombinase activator activity
Source: RefSeq, a predicted model, not a curated record